Molecule: messenger RNA, 607 nt
Organism: Diceros bicornis minor
Lineage: Eukaryota; Metazoa; Chordata; Mammalia; Perissodactyla; Rhinocerotidae
Gene: PLAAT1
Product: phospholipase A and acyltransferase 1
Exons: 4
Coding region: 67-576 (169 amino acids)
Biological process (GO): N-acylphosphatidylethanolamine metabolic process
Cellular component (GO): cytoplasm
Molecular function (GO): glycerophospholipid phospholipase A1 activity; A2-type glycerophospholipase activity
Source: RefSeq, a predicted model, not a curated record
UGCACAAGGUGCUCCAUUCCAUUGUUGGAUCGCCUUCAGUGAAAGGAAAAUUUUCCUCAUAUACAGAUGGCGUUUAACGAUUGCCUUAGCUUGACCUACCCUGGUAACCCCCAGCCAGGGGACUUGAUUGAAGUGUUUCGUCCUGGCUAUCAGCACUGGGCGCUGUACUUGGGUGAUGGUUACGUUAUCAACAUAGCACCUCUAGAGGACUGCGUUCCUGCAGCAUUUACAAGCGCCAAGUCUGUAUUCAGCAGAAAGGCCCUGGUGAAGAUGCAGCUGUUGAAGGAUGUUGUGGGAAAUGAUACAUAUAGAAUAAACAAUAAAUACGAUGAAAUAUACCCACCUCUCCCCGUGGAAGAAGUCAUACAACGGUCAGAGUUUAUUAUUGGACAGGAGGUGGAGUAUGACAUAUUUGUCAACAACUGUGAGCAUUUUGUGACUUUGCUUCGCUAUGGAGAAGGACUUUCAGAGCAGGCCAACCGAGCAAUAAGUACCAUUGGGUUUGUGACAGCUGCUGCUGGUGCCUUCUCACUGCUGGGCUUGUUUCCAAAAAGACAAAGAACGAACUACUAUUAACAGUUUACUGAAGACAUAUUGGAACUGAAGG